GAUGUUCAAUUAUUGAUCAAUGUGGUUCAAUAGAUGUUCGAUCAUAGAACAACGUGGUUCAAUUGAUGUUCAAUUAAUGUUUAAUCAUUGUUUGAGUAUAUAUAAUUGUCAUAGAAGAUAAAGCGUUAGUCAUACUAUGCGACCGAGAACUUAAUGUGUGUGGGCAAGAGAGAAAAAACCACAAUAGCCUUAACGUGUGCGAGCGAGAGCGCGCAGGAGGGAGGGAGACAGAGAGAAAAAGAGAGAAAGCAAUACGUUUAUUCCUAAAUAAUUGUUAUUUGCUAAACUAAUUUUUUGAUAAAUUAAUAUAAAGCACCCCAUAAAGAUAAAUCAUAUCAAUUUUAAAAAAAGCUGAUUUUCUAUGUCAAGAUAAAACAUUACAAUAGAUUUUCCAUUAUUUUUUCUUCCUAUGAUUAAGUUGAAUAAAACUUCUUUUGAAGAUUUUCUUUUCAAUACGUAAUAUCUAUGAGAAAUUUCUAGAUUUGAAUGAUAUUACUCUAAGAAUUUUCUAGAAUGUACGAUGUGAUACUGCUAGCUCUAUAAAUUAGGAACACUGAGACUAUAACGUGACUAUAAUCAUGAGAACAGAUUAUUUCCUUGUUCCCCACAUGGUAGAUACAAUUAUCGUUCAUUUAUAGACAUAUCAAAUUAUAAUAGUAACUGUGAUCACGAUACAAUCUCAAAGCUUUAUAGACGCAACCAUGUGAUUCGUGGCAAGCUUUCUGACGUAGAGAAAUUUCACGAGUGGACCUUCGUUAAGUUAUAAUCUGUAUUAAAUACGAACAAGUGAUGUAAAAAAUUUAUUUUAUUGGAUAUAUGGAAAAGAUUACAAAAUAGAGGAGAGGAUUACAUAAUAAAAAGGAAGCCAGAAAACUCUACUGCAUCAGUCGCUCAGUGAACAGUUGAAAACUCUCAGAAAAAAAAUAUAUACGAGGAAAAGAUGGACUACUACGUUCCGCUUCAACAGGACGAAACGUGUGAAAAAAUAAUAUUGCCACGGUAUACACCUCGCAUUUUGGGGAGGAGAUUGGCAUUGACGUCCACAGCGUAUAAAUAUCUCAACAUUGGAAUCAGCGUAGGAUCAACAUCGUUUGUGGAGAUACUUAUUGGUGACAACCGAGGCAAUCAAAUCAUUCUGGCUCAUGCAACGUGGACAGCACUGUUCCAGAAACGUAUGGAUAUUGAGCGACUCGUGCAAUCGACUUCGCCUUCUUCAGCAUUACCGAUUCAAGAUCUUAUUGUGCAACUCAUUAAACUGCGUAAUGAAAAUGUUGUUAAACUAACAUUACGCGAUACUUGCAUGUAUUUGAAACCAAAAACUGUACUUUUUCUAUUUGAGCUCGAACAAUGCGUCGAGCAUAUAUAUUAUUCUUUAUAUCAAUAUACAUAUACAGUGAGCGAAAAAUAUAAACAUUUUGUAUCCCUUUUACGCCAAAAUUAUGUUAAUAAUAAAUGUGAUGCGGCAAAACUCUUGCGAGAAAAAUAUGAUAAAACUUCGCUUUUAGAAUGUGAAAUGUUAGCUUACGCUUUAGAUAAUAUUGUACAUGAUGCAUUACAUGACAAAUAAAUAAAAAAUUGAAAUUUUGAAA
Solenopsis invicta (red fire ant) is the source of this 1589-nucleotide messenger RNA. RefSeq lists its product as uncharacterized. NCBI's taxonomy places the organism in Eukaryota, Metazoa, Arthropoda, Insecta, Hymenoptera, Formicidae. The transcript has 2 exons. The record is from RefSeq and is a predicted model, not a curated record. Bases 941 to 1567 code for a protein of 208 amino acids.